CUAUGAGUGACUAAUAAUCAUCUUCAAUGUCUAUAGCUGAAUCAAUUGUACCAUAUGUGUAUGAACCAGGUCCAAUACUAAACAUUGUCAAGAAUGGAGAGGAACUAGUCAAAAGCUCUUAAUAUUAAGAAGCCUAUGAAGUUUAUAGUUAAGCACUCCCUUUAAUAUAUCAAAAUUCAAGACCAGAAGUCAUUGAAUCAACUACAGAAGAAGUUCUUUUAGGAAUGGCAAAGUGCGCUCUUACUUUAAAUAAACUCUCAGAGAGCAAACACUAUUGUUUUGAGGUAGUCAAUUCUUUAAAUCUCAUAAGAUUUUGAAGAGUUUCCCUUAGCAUCCAACAGCUCUUUUGUAUUUAGGAUUAAUAUACAAACAAGAAGGAAAUGAAAAAAAAAGUGAUAAAUAUAUAAAAUUAGCCUAUAGCAGCAAUCAAGAUACAGAUUAUAAUUCAGAAAAUUAGUUACUUCUUUAAAUAUUUAGACAAUAUUCUGAUUAAUCUAAUCAUAAUUACUCUUAACUCUAAAAUAGCCAAAAGUAACAACAAUCUUAAUAAUAUAUUUUCAUUUAAUCAAAAGACUUAUUAACUCAAAUUGUUGCCUCCACUAUUUUAGGAAGUUUUUCAACCAUUAUAAUAAACUCAAAAAAAAAAUACACUUCUGUUAAUUUAUUCAUAAGUGCUUGGAAUUCUACUUGUAUUUUUGGAUGUCUAAGAUUAAGUUGCUUUAGAUUAAAAUAUCUUUGUUUUGGAACUUAUUUCUUGAGCUUAUUAGCACUAUAUUUAUAUUAAAGAUAUUUCUGA
Paramecium sonneborni is the source of this 796-nucleotide messenger RNA. The record is from the annotation of a GenBank genome assembly. NCBI's taxonomy places the organism in Eukaryota, Ciliophora, Oligohymenophorea, Peniculida, Parameciidae.